Paramecium primaurelia is the source of this 1540-nucleotide messenger RNA. The record is from the annotation of a GenBank genome assembly. Lineage: Eukaryota; Ciliophora; Oligohymenophorea; Peniculida; Parameciidae.
AUGAUUAUUUAUACAACAAUUUUCUUAUAUUUUGUGUAAACUUUGGCUAAUUACUAUGGAACAGCCUAACCAGAUAUCUAAUAAAUAAUUAAACUGAACUUUACUUAAAAAGUAAACAGUCUAAUAAUCAAAUUCUAUAAAAGAGAAAAUGAUGUACUUUGUUUGGUGUCUCCUAAUGAUUUGGAUCAAACUAAAUUAAGUGAUUUAGACUUAACCUAUAAUCCAAAAGGAUUUGAAGUUUAUGAUUAUUAAAGUUAUUAAGCCAACAGUGAGAAUCAACUAAUAUAAAUAGUUUAUAUGGCGAUGAUCUACAUAAAAUGUUUUCAAUUAAAUUAAAAUCAACAAUAACCUAUAAGUCUAGAAAUCUAUUAUUCUGAAAAUUAAUUUGUUUAAGGAUGUAUAAAUGAUUGUAAUGGAUACAAUUAUCCUGAAAUUAUUGAUUCUAUUUGCGUAUCUUAAUAAUGUCAUUGUUUAGAAGGUACAUUUGGAUAAUAUUGUUAAUUUUAAUCUGUAUAGAUAUCAAACAAUAUUCUUACUACUUUUACAUUAGAUGCUCAUAAAUGGAAAUAUUUUUAAUAUCAGUUUAGUUCUAGUGACAUAAAUCUAUUUUGUUAAAACUAAGAAGAAGAAUUAUGUAUUUAAUUUUCUAAUAUAUAUAAAUAGAUUAUAGCUUUGUAUUAAAAUAAAAUCCUUAAUUGAAUAUUCCUAAUCUAAAAGAAAGCUAAAAAUUAAUGUCACUCAAUAAUAUUUAAUAAGAAUUAAAAAAAAAAUAAACUAAUGUCUAUGUUGAUAUAAUUUAUAUAGGAUUGUACAAUAAUCAAUCUAAAUCCAUCAAUAUUUAAUUUAAGAUUAUCAAUACUGAUAUAGAAGAAGAAAGCACAUUUGAAAAAAAUAAAAUAGUUAUUAUUGUAACUGGAUGUGUUGUAGGAUCAUUACUAUUAUUUGCUUUUGGAUUAUCAGCUCUCAAAUCUCGAUAAUAAAGAUAAUUUUAAUAAUAAAUAUAGGAGGCCAUUAGAAGAAAUCUAAACUAAGUACAUAAUAUGGAAUAAGCUUAAAGUCCUGAACGUUAACUUGUUUAAACUAAUCAUAAAGGUAAUACUUAAGCAACUUAUGAGGUUUUUCGUUAAGGUUUAUUAAAGAUCAUUUUAAAGGACAUGCUUAUGAAAAAAUAAUUAAAGCAUAUCCAGGUUUGUCCCAAUUUGAAGAAUGUGUUGUUUGUUUAGAAUAAAUGAAAAAAGCUAAUACUAAAUUAUAAAAGAUUUGUUCAGUUACUCCUUGUUUUCAUAUUUUUCAUUGUAUGUGUUUAGAAGAAUGGUUAUUAAGAUAAAAAAAUUGUCCUUUUUGUAGAACUGAAUACACUAGAAAGAAAAUAAUUAAAGAUUAUCCUUGGUUGGAAGUUAAUACAAUUAGAGUUAACAAUACAGAUUCUACUUAUUUAAGUCGCAUGAAAAAUAACUAAGAAAAUAUAAAUGAAAGUUAAAUUGAAUUUGUAAAAUAGUAACCAAGUGAAUAAUUAUAAUCAAAUUAAAUUGAAGAAUGA